Molecule: messenger RNA, 2115 nt
Organism: Exophiala spinifera
Lineage: Eukaryota; Fungi; Ascomycota; Eurotiomycetes; Chaetothyriales; Herpotrichiellaceae
Exons: 3
Coding region: 1-2115 (704 amino acids)
Biological process (GO): positive regulation of DNA-templated transcription
Cellular component (GO): SWI/SNF complex
Molecular function (GO): histone binding; DNA binding
Source: RefSeq, a predicted model, not a curated record
AUGCCCAACUCUGAACAAUCUCCCGCCGCUCUGAAGCACGAGGCUUCGGAAGAUCCUGCUAUGGCGACAGAAGAGGCGACUGCACCUCAAGAGGCGGAGGCUGCCACGCAAGGGACGAGCACUCCGGCGGAAACCGGCAGCGCCACAGACGGUAACCCCGCCGAUGCGUCCAAGCCAUCGGCCGCUGCAGACGAGGCGACUGGAGAAGUCGAAGAUGCUGAAAUGGGGGGUGUAGAAGACGAAGCCAAAGGUAAAGACGCGGUCUUGGAGACAGGGAAUGAUGGUCAAGAAGGACUUGCUAAUGAGGCUGUAGAUGGACAAUCUGAACAGACGAAAUCUGCACUCGAAGCCGCAGCUAGCUCUCACUUGGUUGCGCAGACACAUCAAAUCAUCCUCCCAAGCUACAGCACAUGGUUCGACAUGACAACGAUACAUCCGCUCGAGAAGAAAUCCCUGCCAGAGUUUUUCAAUAGCAGGAAUCGCAGUAAAACACCUGCCGUCUACAAGGACUACCGCGAUUUCAUGAUCAAUUCGUACAGAUUGAACCCCAUCGAAUACCUGACUGUGACCGCGUGUCGGAGGAAUUUGGCUGGCGAUGUGUGCGCGAUUAUGCGUGUGCAUGCCUUUUUGGAACAAUGGGGCCUCAUCAAUUACCAGGUCGAUCCCCAAACCCGGCCCGCCCAUAUCGGUCCUCCUUUUACUGGGCACUUCAAAAUCACGGCAGACACUCCUCGCGGACUCCAACCAUUCCAGCCUGCCCAGAAGACGAUAACCACCCCUGGGAAGCCACAUCCUUCAACCGACCGCGCUAAAUCUGCCACACCCGCGUCCAAGGCGGAUCUGAACCUCGAGGUUCGGAGGAACGUCUACGAUGACAAGGGCAAAGAGGUCAAGGCAAGUGAGGAGCCGGGAAAGCAGGAAAACGGAGAUGGACCGUCGGCAAAUGGCGAAACCAAAGCAAUGGUUUCGGCUGCAAAAGCACCCAUCAAAACGUUCAAUUGCUAUGCUUGUGGCGUCGAUUGCACUCGCUCUCGGUUUCAUUAUGCCAAGUCAGACACGGUGUCGAAUGCUACUGGAGACAACAAGUACGACCUGUGUCCCAACUGCUAUCUCCAAUCCAGAAUGCCCAGCAACCACCGAUCAUCGGAUUUUGUGAAGAUGGACGAGCCCGCAUACUCGCAUAUUCCAGACAAGAAUGCACCUUGGACAGAUUCAGAAACGUUGUUGCUGCUGGAGGCAAUGGAAACGUUCGACGACAACUGGGAGGCAAUCUCCAAACACGUGGGAACGAGGACGAGAGAAGAGUGCGUGCUCAAAUUCUUGCAGCUAGACAUCCAAGACCCAUAUCUCGAGGACGGUCCUCUCAAAGGUAACGGCAUUAUGAAGGCGCUAUCUGGAAGAAGUCCGUUCAACCAGUCGGACAAUCCGGUCAUGUCGGUCAUGGCUUUCCUCACUCAAAUGGCCGACCCAAAGGUUGUUGCUGCGGCUGCCGGUCGAUCUAUUGAGGUGAUGCAGAAAGAGAUACGAGCACAACUUGAGAAGGGAAUGGGUGGAGGCGAGGCAGACUCAACCAAGGGCAAAGAGAAGGUCAAGGCUGAGGAUACAAUGGAGGUUGACGAGUCGGCUGCGGAAACAAAGACCGAUGCUGACGCGGACGGUGCUGAUGCGGCUGCAGCGGUCGUGACUGACGUUGCUACUGUAGGAACGGCCACUGCGGCGGCACGAUCUAGCGGACUCGCGUCUUACGAGGAGCGCGAACUGACGCGCAUGAUCGGUGCAGGCGUCAACCUCACCUUACAGAAACUCGAGAUGAAGUUGUCGCAGUUUUCGGAGAUGGAGGAAACUGUGCAGACGGAGCGCAAAGAUGUGGAAAAGAGCCGACAACAACUGUUCUUGGAUCGGCUCGCGUUCAAGAAGAGGGUGGUUGACAUGGAGAAUGCCUUCCGACAAGCGAGCCUGAAGAAUCCCGAGGAGGGCAUGAGGAUGAUGCGGGAUGCAGUCAACAGCAAUGCAAACCAGCGAUUCGGAUUCCAGGACGGAACAGACGAGGGUAGUGGAGGUCAACCACCACUGAUGAGCAAAGGAACCGAGGAGAAGAGGACUAUUGAGGUCUAG